Molecule: messenger RNA, 525 nt
Organism: Aspergillus pseudonomiae
Lineage: Eukaryota; Fungi; Ascomycota; Eurotiomycetes; Eurotiales; Aspergillaceae
Exons: 1
Coding region: 1-525 (174 amino acids)
Source: RefSeq, a predicted model, not a curated record
AUGCCUUUUUAUGCAAGUCUUGACGCGACUUAUGAAAGAGGAUUUGGCCAUGAGAACAAUUAUAUUUUUGCUCUACAACAAUACAAAGUAGAGUCGACCAAAAGCGCCCUUAGCGCUGCUGAAAGGGGGGAAUACAGUAUUAUCUCCCUAGAUGGUCAUGGCCUGGGUGGCCUUUGUGGUAAUGGCAUCCGUGACGAGUUUCUGGUUGAGCUAGAUCAAAACGACCAGGAUCAGGAGCCAACUGUGGAAGAUACGGCGAAAUUCGUUGAGCUCGGGGUCAAAAGCCAAUUGGAAAGAGAGAAUAGGUGGCUGAAGCGAUUGCAGGACAUGAAAAAUGCGGGAAUUUUGACAUUGUUGGGGAGACGGUGGUCUGAGCGGCGCCAGUUUGAAUUUUUGACAAAUCUCAGAGAGCUGGAUGAAGGGGCAUAUCAGGGAAUGUUCGAAUUAUUGAAACAAGUGGUAGAACUUGCGCACUUGAAUUCAGGUUCCAUUACUUGGACGGCAUUGCUUGUGCCGAGAGAGUGA